AGUUUAGAAAUUUAGAUAAUUAUUUUCAAAUUAGUAGUGGCACAGUGUUCAUUGUUGUGUUAAUAAAGAAGCUGCAGUCAUAAUGGUUUAUUACUAGUGGCUCAGAAAAAAAAAAAAACACAGCAGCAUUUUGUGAGAAGCAAGAGCCGUAGGGAGAUAACUUUGUUUGCAUUACCUUUUACUGUGGCCAUCUGCACCUUCCUUCCGUGAGACUUAGUGUGCACUGCUGAAACCUCAAAAAGGAAGUAGGCGCGGCAUAUGUUGACAGACUGUGAUGCACAAUAUAUAUCCAUUCCAUGAUGUCAAUUGUUUGUCAAAAGACAGUGGUGUGAAGAACAAGAGAGCAUGAUAUUUUUGAUGAACCUUUUGUACAUUUGAUUUUGUUAUUUUUACGGACUUCGAUAGUUUUUUUUUUUUUCCCUCUGGAAUUCAUUUGGACUAACAAUUUUGGAGUGAAUAUUUCUUGGUUAACAAGCACAUUUUCUCCAAGAACUGAGAAUGAGAAAUAUUUUGUGCUUCUAAGGAAAGAGUGACUCUUAUCUGUUGCGUAUCUAUAUUUAACUUUGUUGCAAUGCCCGGGAUUGUUCUCGAGGCUAGAGACUUUGCAAGUCCUCUUUUUUUGGUGAGGUCAUGCGAGGUCCUAUUUAGUUGUACUACAUUCAGUCUGGUGACUGCACUAGAAUCAUCAGAGCUAACCAAGAAUCCGCUGCAUCUUCAACACCUCCCCACCAUCAAGAUCUUCUGCAUAUUUACCUGGUGCUUCUUCUUCACAGUUACCCUGCUGAUCCACUUUCUCAGCACCAUCCAGUUUCACAGCCUCCUUCCAGUGUCAUGGAAAAACCUGACUGCGACCGUGGCAGUUUUGGGGUCUCUGAUGUGUCUCAGUGCCUCCGUAUUUUUUCCAUGGCUCAUCAUGGAGCGCCAAAAGGCCUGGCCACGACCUGUGGCGGCUACCGUGACAUCAGUCCUCACUUUCCUCGCCUAUGUCUCGGAGUCCUACGUCCUCUGCUCCCAAGUCCAGGAGCAAAAAGGUUUUAUGGGCAGCCUACCUGGUCUUCUCAAGAUUGUGCAACUUUGGGGAGGUUUUCAGGUGAUUCCUCUGUUUGUGGAAGCAGAUCAUGGCCUGUACAAUGGAUUUCAUCGUUGGCAGCCGUGGGUGUCUGGAAUGUCUUAUGGCGUCUGUAUCCUCAUGUCUCUUGUCACAAUGGUAGUAAUAUUGGGUGAAUUUGCAGGGCGGUGUCGUCUCCGUUUUGACAGAUUAAUGGUUGUUUUCACUAUUAUUGGAUUCCUGCUAUAUAUGGUUGCUACCGUAAUUUGUUUUAACAAGCCACUACAGCUAAUCAACAGUGAAAACAAAAGUUCAGAGCUGGUUAUAAUGGAGGCAGUGGUUGCUUUUAUCACACUGUUAUCUUAUACUGUGGACCUUACAUUCUCUAUUAAAAUCUUGUGUGACAGGAGUCACACAUGAAUGAACUCUUUGUGAUAAA
Hippocampus comes (tiger tail seahorse) is the source of this 1487-nucleotide messenger RNA. Its product is annotated as myeloid-associated differentiation marker homolog. The record is from RefSeq and is a predicted model, not a curated record. The coding region runs from base 572 to 1468 and encodes 298 amino acids. Gene Ontology annotation, cellular component: membrane. The transcript has a single exon. NCBI's taxonomy places the organism in Eukaryota, Metazoa, Chordata, Actinopteri, Syngnathiformes, Syngnathidae.